Fusarium sp. VM40 is the source of this 2919-nucleotide messenger RNA. The record is from the annotation of a GenBank genome assembly. NCBI's taxonomy places the organism in Eukaryota, Fungi, Ascomycota, Sordariomycetes, Hypocreales, Nectriaceae.
AUGUCACCCCUCGCCAUCUCUGUACCCGACGCACCGGGCUCGCCAAAUGCAACCCGAACAAAAUUUGCCUUUUACGGUAAUCGUCAACGAGACAGCGAAAACAGCCUUAUGCCAGGUGCUUCAACAAGUGAUGCAUCGCCUUAUGCCUCACCGAUGACUUCGCCCAUGAUGUCGCCAUUGGCGUCACCUCGGAUUCAGAUCAAGCCAUUUGGGGCGGCGUACCGCCAUACUCGCCAGCCAUCCGAUGAGUCGCUGUCACAUCUGCCUCCUCUGCCAAUGUCACCAAGAUGGGAUUCAAUGUCUAACCCUUCAAAAUUCAUGCUCGGACAAUCAAUAUCUCAGCGUGCAGCAUCUCCAUUCGAUUCUCCACAUUCACCUUCACCACUAAGUUACGAUACCGCAGCAAGCACUCCUGUGGAAUCCCGAAACGCUUCUCCGACAUUUCUGACGUCCAAAUCGUCACUGGCUGACCUUCGCGCCUACGACAGCCUUCCACUCACCGUGGAGAACUUCUCGCGGCCGCGGAAGCAAAGUAUCCGCCAGCCAAUCGCAGACGCGACUAAGCCACGACCCGCUAUAAACCCAGCUACCGCUACCGCUUCUCACCCCACGGGCCUCAAUCCUGCAGACCAGUACCUGGAGCUUGUUGCACCCUCGCAGCAUCCCUUAUGGCCUCCUACACGUCCUCGCGGUCCUUCAGUUUCGUCUUGCCAGUCUUCUUCUACAUAUCACUCGGCCAUCUCCCCACCCUCCAACGACUUUUAUGACCCACGAGCCCCCCGUGUUCGGACCGCGAAUGGUGCGACAUCCUCCGCCGCACGGCCACCUUUAAACUUUUCUAACACAGGGUCGGCUUCACCAAGUCCUGUGGCCGCCCCGUGGAUGAGUGGUGAAGAAUUCCGUUCGAGCUUCCGCUCUCAGUACACAGAAUCAACAGCUCCCGGAACAGCCGUCACUGAACGAAGCAGCGUUCUUACAAAGAACAGCUCUGUUGCAUCAUAUCCUGGCCCAGAAGGCGAGGCAGAGUCGCAAGCCAACCCCGAUCACGAGCUUGACCCAAACCACGACGAGCCCAGUCUCGAGGAUGUUAUGGGCAUGUACGAGCAAGGCUUUGAUGACGACGAAGACGAAGUGAAUUACACAAACAAUAGCAGAAAGUCGCGACUUGUAAGAUCUGUGUCAGCCAUGGACAAGCGCCGAAGUAUCAGAGACGAAGAAGACGACGAAGACUUUCCCUCGCGCGAGGUUCAAGAUUCCACUUCGACACUUGAUAUGGAAAUUCGAAUGUCCAAGAUGAUUUUUACACAUCCAGCAUUCACAUCAUCCGUGCCUCACAUCGCAGAAAACUACGGUCGCGGAAUGCUCGAAAAGCGAGAUUCUGCCAAGUCUUUGGACUCUGAGCCAUCUGUCAGCUCUCAAAAUCCUCCCGCGGGUACCGAGCCUAUUUCCGCACAAUCCCCAUCUAUCACCACCCCUCUCUCACCUGUACUUCAUCCUGUUGAGCGAGCCGAAUCCCCUGAAUCUACAAUGGACCCUGGCCACGCAUCAGAGCCUGUACCAGAAUCAGCACCUGAGCCUAUUUCUGCACCUGCCCCCAAGCCUUUGCUUGCACCUGAGCCAGCUCCUGUAUCUCCACCUGUUGCUGCACCUGAAUUUGUCGAACCUGAAGAUCCCAGCUGUCGUGACCGAUACGGCUUCAAGAAGGAGAACCAAUAUGUGACCCGAAAGCAAUACGACACCUGGAAUGAUGGAUAUACCGAGUACCUGGCUCGCCGACGGAAGAAGUGGAAUGCCUACCUCAAGGACAAUGCUCUAAUGACAGAUCACCCAAACCGAUUCCCUGCUCCUAAUGCAAAGACGAAACGAUUCGUCCGUAAGGGCAUUCCUCCGGAUUGGCGCGGCGCAGCAUGGUUCUACUAUGCAGGCGGGCCAGCCAUUCUAUCUAAGCACUCGGGUCUCUACGAUAAGCUAACCACUAAGCGAGCUAAGGACGUCGAUUCUGAAGCUAUCGAGCGAGAUCUACAUCGCACAUUCCCCGACAAUAUUAAGUUCAAGCCUCCUGGCGGUGGGAUGGAGACGGCAUCAAGCAGCACCAGAGGAAGCCAGUCAACGAUGGACGAUUCUACUCGCAGCUCCAGCCCGCUACCAAGCGUUGAGGGAGAGACACCUAUUAUCACAUCUCUCCGUCGUGUUCUUCAUGCUUUCGCCGUGUACAACCCCCGAAUUGGAUAUUGUCAGAGCUUGAACUUCCUUGCUGGUCUUCUGCUCCUUUUUGUCGAAACUGAAGAGCAAUGCUUUUGGCUUCUGAACGUUAUCACACGCAUCUACCUUCCUGGCACUCACGAGAUGAGUCUUGAGGGUUCCAAGAUUGAUUUGGGCGUUCUUAUGACAGAGAUGCGCACUUCGAUGCCUGCUGUCUGGGACAAGGUUGGCGGAGAGCUUGAGGCUGACCCCAACUCGAGGCCAUCAACAAGCAAGUCGAUCCGCCUUACUCGCUCCCGUCGCAAGGAACUUGCCCGCAUGUCAACGCCUACAGACCGACUCCCGCCGAUCACGCUUUGUAUGACAGCAUGGUUCAUGAGCUGCUUCAUCGGAACACUCCCGAUCGAGACCACUCUGCGAGUAUGGGAUGUGUUUUUCUACGAGGGCUCUAAGACUCUCUUCCGCAUUGCUUUGGCUAUCUUCAAGCUAGGCGAGAACGAGAUCCGAUCCGUGGCUGACCCAAUGGAAAUGUUUGGUGUGGUGCAAUCGAUGCCUCGCCGGCUAAUCGACGCCAAUGGCCUUAUGGAAGCGUGUUUCAAGCGGCGGAAUGGCUUCGGGCAUCUCAGUCAGGUCCAGAUUGAUGAGAAACGUCAGCAGAGACGAGCCAAGGCGCAACUCGAUCGAGUCCGUCAAGGCAAGACAUGGAACGUGGGAUAA